UAAAAGGGAAGAGCAGAGUGAAAGGUGAUGUUUGGGGGACAAGGAGAGUGAGACUUAAAGCCUGCAUAAUGACAGUGUAUGUGUCAGUGGUGAUUGUGGGUGCUGUGGUCAUGCUUACAUUGUUAUGGAUCCUGCUGAUCUACCUCCCUGGAAAAGGAGACAAAGUUACACAGGGAGAACCCAGUGGAUGUCAGUCAGCAGCUGUUGGGUCUAGACUUCUGCACUCUUUCUAUCAGUUCUUUCCCUGUUCUCUCUCCCUCUCUCCCUGGCCCUCUCUCUCUCCCUCUGCUGGGCAACAUGCUGGAGCUGGCACACGACCACCUGCCCAGUCACCUGACCUCCCUGGCACGUCGCUAUGGCAACAUCUACCGCCUCAAGUGUGGCAACACCACCAUGGUGGUAUUAAACAGUGGUGACAUCAUCAGAGAAGCCUUGGUGAAGAAAUGGUCUGACUUUGCUGGGAGACCACAUUCUUACACCGGAGACGUGGUGUCAGGGGGAGGCCGCUCCAUCUCUCUGGGGGACUACAGUGAGGAGUGGAGGGCCCAUCGCCGUCUGGCCCAUAAUGCACUGCAGCGCUGCACCCAGCAGUCGCUCCACGGGGUCAUCCAGAAACAGGCCCUCCAGCUGAGACAAGUGCUACUGGACUAUAAUGGCAGAGCUGCGGACCUCUCUGGGGAUUUCACUGUAGCAGCCAGUAACGUCAUCACCACACUGGCCUUUGGGAAAGAGUAUGAGAAGAGUUCUGCAGAGCUGCAGAGACUGCAUGGCUGUCUUAAUGAGAUCGUGUCUCUAUGGGGCUCUCCCUGGAUCUCUGCUCUGGACUCCUUCCCACUGCUCAGGAAAUUGCCCAAUCCUCCGUUCUCCCGUCUUCUGAAAGAGGUGGCCAGGAGAGAUGAAAUCAUCAAAACACAUCUGGAUGAGUACAGGAUGCAGGCACCGAGCAAAACAUCUGAGGACGCCAUUGCCAUCACAGGCGCUCUCCUCAACGGCCAUGGGAAGCCCCAGGACACAACACAGGGUGUGGUCCUGACAGACACUCACGUCCACAUGGCCACUGUGGACCUUCUGAUCGGGGGAACGGAGACAACAGCUGCCUGGCUCAGCUGGACUGUGGCCUUCCUACUGCACAGGCCUGAGGUGCAGUACAGAGUGUAUGAUGAGUUGUGUUCGGUGCUGGACGGGCGCUACCCUCAGUACAGUGACAGACACAGGCUGCCAGUGCUGUGUGCUGUGAUCAGUGAGGUGCUCAGACUCAGACCUGUGGCUCCGCUAGCCGUGCCUCACAGAGCCAUCAGAGACAGCAGUAUUGCAGGCUACUUCAUCCCUAAGAACACUGUCAUCAUCCCCAAUUUGUUUGGGGCGCAUCAUGACCCUGCAGUGUGGACGGAUCCCUAUGCCUUCAAACCAGAGCGGUUCCUGGAGGGUGGGGGGGCCUCCACGCGUGCUCUCCUGCCUUUCGGAGGGGGCGCUCGGCUGUGUUUGGGGGAGGCCGUGGCCAAAAUGGAAUUGUUUCUGUUCACCGCCUACUUGUUGCGUGAUUUCCAGUUCGUACCUGCUGAAAGCCGGGCCUCUCUGCCAGACCUGACAGGAGUAGCCAGUGUGGUACUCAAAGCCAAGGCCUACACAGUCAUAGCACGGCCCAGACCAGGGCCUUGACCUCUCCGAGUUUGUUCAUGUACAGUGAUCACAUUAUAUUUGUAUCAAUCAUUAGGCUCUAGAGGAAGUAUCCCUGUGAGAGAAGGCAUAUAUUGUAUAGUAUUGUGCAGUAAUGGUGAAGGAAUUGGAAUGUAUAGAAUAAUAUUUUCCAUUUCUAAUAAAUACUUCCUCUUUUAACAACGAA
Messenger RNA from Salmo salar (Atlantic salmon), 1843 nucleotides. RefSeq names its product steroid 21-hydroxylase. Lineage: Eukaryota; Metazoa; Chordata; Actinopteri; Salmoniformes; Salmonidae. Gene Ontology annotation, molecular function: iron ion binding; heme binding; steroid 17-alpha-monooxygenase activity. The record is from RefSeq and is a predicted model, not a curated record. Gene Ontology annotation, biological process: progesterone metabolic process; hormone biosynthetic process.